AUGCGCUUUCGAACAGAAUUAAAAAAUAUACGCACAUUUUCCAAGCUAACGGCCGCGCUCUCUUCGCUCGAGAAGAUUGCCUGGGUGCGUCUUAGUGAUGAGACGGCACGCUUCACGGUGAUUCCCGACAUGGGAUCCCAGGUCUGGGCCUCCCUCUCAAUGGACUUCAUCUUUGAAAACUUCACGAUCCAGUCCGCAGAAGCCUCAAACACCAUCAACCUCGAGCUCCCGCUGCAGCCGCUGCAGCGCGCGCUCAAAUCAGCCCUCAAUAGCAUCUCCGCCUCGUUGCGUCUCACGAAAAAAGACGGCCUGCCCGUACUCUCCCUCACAAUCACUACCACCACGACCGCUGGGAGUAGCACAAACGCUGCUUCUGUCGCCGCCGCUGCCGCCGCGGGUCAGCGCGUCUCCGCCAUAGAUGACCCAUUUGCCACAGGGGAAGAUGAUGACCACUUCCACGCUGAGCACCUCGAGACGUCUCUGCGGCGGGAGCACGAAAAGAUCAUCACGCAGGACAUUCCCGUGCGGGUGCUGCACCCCGAGACCGUCGAGACCAUCAUGCAGCCCAAGGUGCGCGAGCCCGACGUUCACAUUCAGCUGCCGCCGCUUCUCCAGCUCAAGGCCAUCUCGGACCGCUUCACCAAGCUCGCGCAGGCCACGACCACCGCUAACGGAGGCACCGGCGGCGGCGCGUCCGCGUCCGCCGCCGCGCGAGCGCCCAAGCUCGAGCUCAGCGCCAACAUGCACGGCGGCCUGCGCCUGCGCAUCGCCACAGACACGACCGACAUCGCGAGCGUCUGGUCCGGCCUCGAGAACCCGCAGCUCGACCCCGCACAGCUCGACCGCCCGCUCGAGGAGCACCCCAGCACGCGCUUCCGCGAGGCCGGCCCGGACCGCUGGGCCACGGUCCGUGUCGACGGCAAGGACUGGAGUCGCGUCCUGAGCGUCGGCCGCCUCGAGGGGCGCGUCAUUGCGUGCUUCGCCGACGACCACGCGCUGAUCCUCUACGUCUACGUUCCGCAGCACGACGACGCGACUGCGGAGGAUUCGGUAGUCACGUACUACGUCCAGUCAUAUAGCGCAUAA
Cordyceps fumosorosea ARSEF 2679 is the source of this 1086-nucleotide messenger RNA. RefSeq names its product Hus1-like protein. Gene Ontology annotation, cellular component: checkpoint clamp complex; site of double-strand break; nucleolus. Gene Ontology annotation, biological process: mitotic intra-S DNA damage checkpoint signaling; telomere maintenance; nucleotide-excision repair. Bases 1 to 1086 code for a protein of 361 amino acids. The record is from RefSeq and is a predicted model, not a curated record. The transcript has 4 exons. NCBI's taxonomy places the organism in Eukaryota, Fungi, Ascomycota, Sordariomycetes, Hypocreales, Cordycipitaceae.